AUGGUUUGUGUUAUUUGCCUCGAAUCCUUGUUUAUUGCACAAGCACCUACCACUACAACCACUGGUAACGCUCGUGUUACUAGCACUAACUCCAACCAGCGACAAUCCAUAAAAGUGCGCCCUGCGGCGCUCACCUGCGGCCAUGCCUUCCACCAAAUCUGCGCCCAAACCUGGCUAUCAACCUCGCCCAAAUGCCCUAUCUGCCUCGAGCCACAAUACGGCCCACCACUGCCCCUAUUUUUUGAGAUCGAACAAGAUGACAUACAAUACGCCCAGCCAACCAGUGUUGAAAUCGCUCAGGCAAUAACUAACCGAAUAAAUGGACUUCACGUGAAUGAUACUCUAGAAGAAGCUGAAGACAUGGCUGAUAUCCAUUUAAAGGUUGCUGAGAAUAUCAGCAAAUUGACUUCUGAACUAAAAAUACAAGGAGAGGAACUAAAGGCAAAAUUAAAGCAGGUUGGCGAGUUGAAAAAGGGAUGUGGAAGACUGUAUGCAGCGUUGGCGAGGAAUGACGAGGCUAUCGGCGCGUUGAAGGAGAUAAUUUGCGAGAAGGAUGGAAUUAUUAAAAUGUAUGGAAAACGACCAGACACAUUGCGCAGUUAUUCUGCUGAUAGCAAAGAUAAAGGUGAUGUGUAG
This is a messenger RNA of Kickxella alabastrina, 636 nucleotides long. RefSeq lists its product as uncharacterized. The transcript has a single exon. Lineage: Eukaryota; Fungi; Kickxellomycota; Kickxellomycetes; Kickxellales; Kickxellaceae. The record is from RefSeq and is a predicted model, not a curated record. The coding region runs from base 1 to 636 and encodes 211 amino acids.